Molecule: messenger RNA, 3570 nt
Organism: Ectocarpus sp. CCAP 1310/34
Lineage: Eukaryota; Phaeophyceae; Ectocarpales; Ectocarpaceae
Source: the annotation of a GenBank genome assembly
ACAUGGCGGUGUGCGGAAACAGCUCGUUUUGACACAGCAGUGCAUCUGGGUCAGCACACAUCUGGGUCAGACACCUUUAGACCCGAUCAAUUUCCGCUUCCCACACCGUAGUACGAAAAUUUGUAUCGUCGCAAUGCGUCAUUGCAAAAUUGCCACCAUGUCACCAAGCACAGCUGCGAUCGUGCUGUACUGCGCAGCCGCGGUGUCGGCUUUCACCAGCCUUCCACAUGUGACGCGCACGCGUCCUGUGGCUGAUUGCUUCGGAGCCCCAGCAGCCAGCUGCGGCCGGAGCCGAUGUACGAGCUCCAUGUCAGGCGCUCGCGAAGAUGCUACCAGUGACUUCGAUCCACUCUGCUUGUCCGGCUCGGACAGCGGCAGCUCACCCAGCAGGCGGAGAAGACUGUUACAACCGCAAGUUGCAGCAGGCGGAGGAGGCCGGAGAGCCGCGGCGGCGGGUGCGCUCCGCGCGACGAAGAGAGAAGUUGCCCCGGGAGCAAGGGCACCAAGAGGGCAAGGUGGAGCACCUAAGAAGGGCGCGCUGAACGCGAUAAAGAUUGGCGUAAGUGGACUAGAGGAGGUACAGAAAGGGGCGGCAGUGACGGAGGAGACACAGCAGCAGCAGCGUCAGCAGCAGCAGCCCACGGAGGUUGCCACGGGGUGGGAGUACUGGAAGUAUCGAGCCCUCUUGCUUGGGGUUGCUCUGCUCUGGGGCACCAACUUCCCUGCGGUCAAAUUUGUCGAGCAGCAUGGCGAGGUGUCCAACGCUACGGCGGCGUUCGUGCGGUUCGCGAUUGCUGCGGGAGCAUCUCUACCCUUCGCUGACUACCGCCAAAAAGAGGUUUUAAUCGCAGGCAUGGAGAUAGGGGUGUGGGUUGCUCUCGGGUACUUCACUCAGGCCAUCGGCUUGGAAACGUCGGAUGCCUCCGUCUGCGCCUUUCUCUGCAGUUUGACAGUGGUGGUCGUCCCAUUGCUGGAUGCUGUGACUGGCAAGGGCAUCAAGCGCGUGACGGUAGCGGCGUCUUUGCUUGCCCUCGUCGGCACCGGGUUUCUUGAGUUGGGAGAUGCCCACGCGUCUUGGAACGAUCUGUGGUGUGUGGCUCAGGCCGUCGGGUUCGGCGUGGCUUUCACACGGAUUGAGCACUACAUGGAAAAGUUCCCGGGGAAGAGCUUACAGCUGUCGAUCGGGCAGCUGAUUUCCGUCGCCGCACUGACAGGAAUCUGGUGUACGUUUUCAGCCGGCGGCCAUCUUCCGGAUUUCAGCUUCGUCAAAGAUCCUCAAAUUUUGGCUGCUUUGAGUUACACCGGGCUAGUGACCACCUCGCUCGCUAUUUGGCUGGAGACCGUUUGCCUGGAGAAAGUUCCUGCGGCUGAAAUGAGCGUUAUUUUUAGCACGGAGCCUCUGUGGGCCACGCUGGUGUCGGUGCUGUUCUUGAAAGAGACCAUGGGGCCGAAUGCCCUUGUUGGAGCGGGCGUAAUUCUUUUGGCGUGCUUGGUUGCUCAAAGCGAGCAAAUAUCGGAGCUGGUGGGCAUGGGGGGGGGCAAGGGCAACGACACGCUCAUGGACGCAGAAGCAACGGAUGCGGAAGAAGGCGCGGAGGAACCGUUUCAGCUCCAAGAAACGGAAGAAGUUAACGACGUCGAUUUCCCCUCGUCCGUGUUGGACGAAAUGGUGGGCGUGACGGAGGAAUCAGACUCGGAGUCGUCCUUCCGCAUGUCAAUGGUGCAGGAGAGCACUGUGCCGGGUGGUAUCUACGGGGAAGGCCCCGCGUUCGCGGGAGAAGAGGGUAGCCUUCGCAACAACGAGAACAAUGUACCGGCGGCGACCCCGGUGGGGUGGUUUGGAUCCUACGGAAAACACAAGGAAACCACUUGAUGAAACGUGGUGUAGGCUGCCGCAUGUUCCACGCAAUGCAGCCUCUUGCUGUCGAGAGUGUCCAAGGGGUUGAACCAUGUUGGACGUGUUCUCAUGAAGGUCGUACAAUGAAUGCUUGAUGUCAUUGAGGUUUAGAGUCGCCAGCUCUCCUCUGAAAUAGAAAACUGCUCUUGGUUCUGCUGUUGACACGUUUUGGUUUGUUUUGUGUUUUGGGGCUGGUGAUUUGUUGUGAGUGAAGUUGUGGUGGACUAUUCGAGAAAAAUGCGAGCGAUUCUGCAGGCUGGGGGUGUCGUUAGGAGCGGUACAGACGUGUGUUUCCUUUGCUGUAUGCAUAUGAACAAAAAGGGACUUGACAUAAAACUUGGGGUAAUCUCUAUCGUGACCUUGACGCUGCACUUUACGUCUUCCGGUUGUCUUGCGCAUUUGUUGUGUGGUAGGAGCGAACGAUGAACGGUUCGGGAGUUAUUUUUUGUUCGCCACCGGUUUGUCCACCUAUGUACUGUCAUGUUGUGACUUCUUGAGGCAAAUGACUGCUUGGCGAGCCGCAACGAUGUAGUUUUCAAUGGAGCUGUGUACGAAACCGACAUUACUUCUCGUGGUAUCUGAUAGGGUCGAUAUUUACAUGCAGUGUGGGUGUACAUGCAGUGUGGGAGUUAAUAUUUUAUCGAUUAGUCGACGAGAUGGUUGCGAUCAAUAUUUCGCGUUUAAUAAAGGGGUGUCCUAGAGAGAGUCGUUGUAGCUAACAGGGGAGUGAGUGCUGCUGCAGACGCGCGUUGCUACUCUUGAGCGGAAGCAGAGUUGAAUCUUUCCGUGUGCCGGACUGCAAUUAGUACAAACAAGUAGUUGCGACCAACGAUCUCGGUUCUCAUUUUCACACAAGCGUGGCCUCUAUGCAUGCAUACGCUCAAUACGACUUUGGAGGCACAAGGGAGGGCGAAAAAAAUGUUCCCCAACCGAAAAUUUGGGUUUCUACAAUAUCCCGGCUAAGGCUGAAAUACGGCGUGAUUGUUUUGGAGAUGUUUUUUCUCUCGGUCGGGGAGGGGUGGCCUGCACGGCCAUACAUCCGACCCACACCAUACCCAUCCAAAUAUUACACGCUGGCUGCACCAAUCAAUGCAUAACCACGUCAGCACAACACGGAAGGAUAAAAAUGAUCUGUCUUGGACUCCUGCCUUGGAGAUGGAUUCGUUGUGUCAUAUUAAGAAAAUACUUUCAAGUAUAAAAUGUUCUCCCGUGCCCCUCUACGUCCUACAACAGUAAUGAUACCACCCAUACACACACCGUGGUACAGUCGAGGGACCUUUAUAGUGCCGGUAUGUGUCGAGAGGUUUCACCGGCACUAAACCGGCACUAUUGCGAAUAAUGCCAAAACGGCACUAUUGAAGGCUAGCCAACCCCUCAUUAGUGCCGGUCUGGCACUAAUGAGAACGUGUGCGAGUUACGGUGUAGCGUUCACGAUUGCGGGGCCAAGUCAGUACUGCUGUAGUGCGAAAUGGAUCGACACUGCUGUUAUGUGAAGCUCUAGUGUAGGCCUGGGCAGACUUCUUUCCCGCGACACGUGCGGUGUCACCCUGUCGAGCCCACAAGAGUUUUGUAAAAUAAGAUCGUUGCAUUUCGGGCUACAGCAGUGCCUCACCAAGGCUAGUCGACGGCGAAAGGGAAACACACAUCAUGCACCCGAGUAGGCUGUGACCGGC